Molecule: messenger RNA, 408 nt
Organism: Phytophthora infestans T30-4
Lineage: Eukaryota; Oomycota; Peronosporomycetes; Peronosporales; Peronosporaceae
Product: secreted RxLR effector peptide protein, putative
Exons: 1
Coding region: 1-408 (135 amino acids)
Source: RefSeq, a predicted model, not a curated record
AUGCGUCUGUACUUGAUUCUGUCAGCAUCGAUGGUCAUCAGCUAUUUUGUGACCUGUAACGCGGCUACGAGUUCCGAUCAGACCAAGCUCUCGAGAAUGGAGCCAUCACUCCUCGUCCACUCACUCGGUGCAGCACUGAACGUCGAUGCCGUCGACAGAAGAUUUCUUCGAGAGCGAAAAGAAAGUAUGGAAGAGCGAGGAUAUCAUCUGACGCUAAAAGGGGAAGUAAAAGCAUUGGCCAAGAAAAUCAUUGCAGAUUUCGACACGGCCGACGACGUGUACAAGAAGUGGAAUGAGAACGGCCACUCGUUGAACAAAAUCGCGAACUUGCUGAAAGUGUCGGAAAAGGAAAAAUACGUACCGGUGUACAACGGCUAUCUGGCCUACCUGAACAGGAUAAAUAGCUGA